This is a messenger RNA of Mytilus californianus (California mussel), 3425 nucleotides long. Its product is annotated as nicalin-1-like. Bases 83 to 1756 code for a protein of 557 amino acids. The record is from RefSeq and is a predicted model, not a curated record. Lineage: Eukaryota; Metazoa; Mollusca; Bivalvia; Mytilida; Mytilidae. Gene Ontology annotation, biological process: regulation of signal transduction. Gene Ontology annotation, cellular component: endoplasmic reticulum membrane. The transcript is spliced from 15 exons.
UUCACGAAUCACGUUUGGACAGCCAAGUGACGCCGGUUCUUUACCACUUGUUUUACAAAUAAUUCCAAAACCUCUAGCAAUCAUGGUGCUAGAAGAGAUGGGAGAGUUGUUAGAGAUGUUCAAGCACAGUUUUCCUCUUUCUUUUUUAUUUUUUAUCCCGAUUCUUGUAUUGAUUUCACCUGUAAACACAGCACAUGAGUUCUCAGCGUUUCGGAUGCAGCAGUACGAUCUUCAUGGCUCGCAUCAUGGGUGUCAAGCAGCACAGGUGAACAUGGAAGCCAGGCCAAUUGAUGCAAAAAUGAUCACAAGAAGAUGCAUUGUCACUAAAAUGAAAGAGUUUACAAUGGCAAAGUAUCGUGACUUGAUUCAGGAAAAUGCUGGUGCAUUACUCAUAAUACUUCCAAGAAAUCUCACUGCACUAUCAGAAGAUGACAGACAGCACUUACAGACAGUAGAGAAAGAUUUAGCAGAGGAAGGAAGCAUAAGUAUCCCUGUUUACUUUGCUGAAGAAACAGAUGAGCUACUACAGAUUUAUGAUGCUAUACAGCUUGGUAAUACUGGAGAUCAAGCAGCAUCGGCUUUGGAAGCCUUGAUGAGUGGAGCUAGUGCUAAUGGUUUUCAGAUGGUAGUAGGCGGACCUCAGUCAAAAAGCCUACCAGAUUUCCAGAUAACCAAUAUACAGGGCCAUCUGUCAGGGUUUGGAAUAGAAGAACAGUUACCUACAAUAGCUGUAGUGGCUCACUAUGACGCAUUUGGUGUUGCUCCUGGUAUGUCAGUUGGUGCAGAUUCAAAUGGCAGUGGUGUAAUAGCUUUGUUGGAGUUAGCUAGACUGUUUUCUAAACUUUACACAAACUCCAGAACUCAUGCAAAAUACAACCUCAUUUUCCUGCUGUCUGGUGGAGGUAAAUUUAACUACCAAGGUACAAAGAGGUGGAUUGAGGAUAAUAUUGAAAAUCAAGAGUCGAGUCUGUUGACAGAUGUAGCUUAUGUUUUGUGUUUGGAUAGCCUUGGUAAAUCAGACAAUCUCUUCCUACAUGUAUCAAAACCACCUAAAGAAGGAACAGCAGGACAUACUUUACUACAGAACAUAGAAGAUGUCAGCAAGUCAUUCUUUGAAGAAGUUAAAUUCAAGAUGAACCACAAGAAGAUCAACCUUGCCGAGGACAUGUUAGCUUGGGAGCAUGAGAGAUUUAGUAUCAAGAGGUUACCUGCCUUCACUAUGUCAAGUCUUGAGUCACAUAAAAACCCAGACCGAACAUCUAUAUUAGACAAAAGAGAUUCAGUAGAAGUUUCAAAGUUAACCAGAAACAUACAGAUCCUAGCAGAAGCAUUAGCUAAACAUGUAUAUAACUUAACUAGUCAGGGAAACCUUCGUCUCUUCUCAGAAGGAUUGGAGGUACAGACAGACUUGGUGUCUGCGUGGUUAAAUCAGCUCACAGCUAAGUCAAGAGCCACACAGUUACUACACAAAGAUCAUCAUUUAUUGAGCACACUAGAGGAAACCAUGAAUAGAUAUCUCAAGGAUGUUAAAAGAUCUACACUGAAAGCAGAUAAAAGGGACCCAGAGUUUAUAUUCUAUGAUGGAUCUCAGUAUGUCAUGAGUGCCUAUAAUGUAAAACCAGCAAUAUUUGAUUUAUUCUUAGCAGCAGGAAUCGUAGCUUACUUAGGAAUGGUUUAUCUUGUUGUACAGAAUUUCAGCUAUGUAUACCUCAUCUUACAGAAGUUCUCAAUUCCAAGAAAAACCAAAGUGCAAUGAGAAAUGAUUUGUUUGAUGUUGAAAAAGAUUUACAGAAUACUACAUUAAGAAACACAUUAAUGUGUUGUGAAUUCCAAAGAAUUGUUGUUUGUUCCCAAAAGAAGCUCAUAUUUUGUGAAUAUUAUGCAAUAACUGAACAAAUUUCUAUGGUCUUGGUGCAUUUUGUUGUAAAAAUGUUAAAUCUGUUUAUUUAUAUUUUAUAUAUCAGGAAGGAAUGUGUGUCUUGUAAAUUUUUCUACUGAGUUUUGUGUAGUUUAAGUUGUGUACUACAGUUGGCAUUUUAAAGAAAGACGUCUGUAUGUUAUGUUUCUACGAAAGUUGCAAAAUUGAUUUCUGCAGAAUAUGAGAUUACAAGUAAAGAAGCAAAUUUUUAUGAACAUUUGUAGAAUAUUCUGUGAAAUAUGGAUGGUACCAUUUAUACUAUAUAUGUAUUUAUAGAUAUGUAUGUGUGUUUUUUAAAUGCAGAAUGAAAUCCAUGUUCCAUAAGUUUUACAUACAUGAUAAUACAAUUACCAUAUAAACAGGAAAACUGCAAGUGUAAGUUAAUAGCAGAUUUUCAAUUAAAUUACAAUUUAAUUUUUAUCUUUUUUUGCUUUUAUUAACUGCAAUUUUGAUAAGAAGAAAUUAUUAAAAAAGAAAGAAUGAAAAAACUAUCUUUAUACUCAGUCCCAAAUUUCUUUUGAUUGGAUGAAAAAGUAGUUCUGAAAGUGUUUUUUUUUUAAUACCAGAUGGAUCAGUGUUGAAAUUCUUCCCUCUAAAACAGAAAUUAAUAAUAUUUUUUUUAUUUUUAAACAAAACCAGAUAAAAGUUUUAUAAAACAACUAAAAAAUAACCAAACAUAAUGAAUAUCUUACAAAUAUGAUUUUAAAUGUUUUUUUCUUGAUUUUGACAUUUUUGAUAAAGGUCAAUUUAAGAAGAAAGAAAAAAGUAGUCUGAAGGCAUUAUACUGAUACCAGAUAUAUUGGACUUUUGUAGAGUUAAAAGUCAAAAUGUCAUUUCCAAAUGUUAAGUUACAAUUUCUGUUGUAAAUGAGAAAGCUCCCCUUUCUGUGUAACAGCGAAUGUGUUUGUUUUGAAAGUGAAAAAGAAGAAAACUGGGUCAUUGUUUAGUCUUUUGUGAACAAUUAUAAGAGAAAAUUUUCCAAAGACAGUAUGUUUUUAAAAAAAAGACCAACAUAUUUAUCUCAAUAUGAGCUAUGGCUAAACUUUUUUCUGAAAGAGGUGUGCAUAAUCAAGGACCAUUGUAGGAAGCUUUGAAAGUUGAAAAACAAAUCAUGUAAAGGUUUUGAUAAGAUCACAAUUUUAAGUUCAUGAUUAGGUAACUGUCUUUGGCUUCUCAACUCAUGGUUAAUAUAGUGAAUAGUAAUGAAAGUUUAAAAGUAAAGCAAUUAGAUUUUAAUAGCAUGAAAUUGCAGCAGACAAAAAUCAGUGAUUUUGAUGCUUUAGUGUGAGAAAAAUACACCCACAUGAGAACUCAGAUUUACAGAAUUGAACACAACUAAGACUUGGUCAGCAUCCUUAAAAUUUGGUAUUUAUUCAGUUUUUAUCUGUCCUGCAUGAAGUUGUACUAGAACAAAUAUUUGUUAUAAAACCUGAAGAUAACCAGAUUUUGUACUUAACAUAAACAUUUAUUUAUACAAUCAUUUUUGUGAAUAAAAUAUUGAAUGUUA